This is a messenger RNA of Sorex araneus (European shrew), 1056 nucleotides long. RefSeq names its product mas-related G-protein coupled receptor member X1 (gene MGRG2). Bases 1 to 1056 code for a protein of 351 amino acids. Gene Ontology annotation, cellular component: membrane. The transcript has a single exon. Lineage: Eukaryota; Metazoa; Chordata; Mammalia; Eulipotyphla; Soricidae. Gene Ontology annotation, biological process: G protein-coupled receptor signaling pathway. Gene Ontology annotation, molecular function: G protein-coupled receptor activity. The record is from RefSeq and is a predicted model, not a curated record.
AUGUUUUAUGUUCCCAGGAACACCACUGGAGAAUAUCUGAACCUGGAUAGAACUGUGACAAGCUGGGUGACAGUAAGCACACCACAGAAUGGAAUCGACUGGGUGAUCUUUCUACAAGAAAUCCAGAAGACUUACACGAUCACAAAGAUUCUGGAAUAUAUUGUUACCCUGGUGGGGCUGGCAGGAAAUGCAGUUGUGUUCCGGCUCCUGAGCUUCCAUAUUAAGAGGAAUGCUUUCUCCGUCUACAUCCUCAACUUGGCAGCAGCCGAUUUUGUCUUUCUCUUCAUCUGGAUGACAUUGUCCAUUAGAUCACUCUCCACAGAAUUAGAGUUGUAUAAUGAACACACUCUUCUAUUUUUGAACUUAAAUAUCUUUCCCUAUAUUGCAAGCCUGAGCAUAAUUACUGCCAUUAGCAUUGAACGCUGUCUGUCUGUCCUGCAUCCCAUCUGGUACUAUAGCCAUCGCCCAAAAUACUUAUCUGCUGUUGUGUGUGCCCUGCUUUGGGCCCUGUCCCUGCUCCUAAGUAUCCUAAGUUUGGAAUUCUCUGGCUUCCUGAGUGGAAAACGUGAUGAAUAUUUGUCUCAGCUAACUGAUCUAAGCAUUGCCACGUGGCUGAUUUUCUCCUUUGUGCUUCUAUUUGUAUCCAGCCUGGUGUUGCUGACCAGAUUGCUCUGUGGCUCCCGGAAGAGGAAGCCGACUAGGCUGUAUGUGAUCAUUGGGCUCACAGUGCUGGUCUUUCUCAUAUGUGGCCUACCUUGGGGCAUCUGCUGGUUCCUUCUAAACUGGAUGCCAAUAUGGAAUAAUAUACACAUCUUUAGAUUUCAUCUCGUGACAGAGGUACUAUCCUGUGUCAAUAGCUGUGCCAAUCCCAUCAUUUACUUCUUUGUUGGCUCCUACAGAAAGCAGAAAAUACAGCUUAGAAGGAGCCUCAAAGUAAUUCUGCAGAGGGCUUUGCAGGACAUUCCUGGGGAAAAUGGAAGUGAUGGCCAUCCUCCUCAGAAGACUCUGGAAAUGUCAGGAAGAAGCAAUGAUUCCCAUCUCAGAGUCAUUCUGUAG